CAUCCGCCAUGUUUGUUUAUGUUGUCAAAAUGGAGGCUAUGAAAAUAUCACGCGUUAGGUAACGGAAUGUUCUACGCUUUUAAUAAAGUGCAGCGCAGAACCAGACACAUAUAAUUUUUAGAUUAAAAUGGCAACAACACAGAUGACCCCACUGCCUUCGACUUUUGGCAAUGUGGGUCACAUGAUGCAGAAAAGUCCCAAGUCGUAUGCUGCGGCUGUGGGCGCCAGUCCACACAACCGCGUUAAUCACUACGGGAUUGAAGUCGUCGACAAGAUAGUCUGGCAGGGCUGGGAGCCGGGCAGGGAGUACACCAAGAACAUCGUUCUCAAGAAUGUCAAAGUGAAGACGGAAAAGAUCAGAUACAAAGUUCCUGAAUCGAGAUUCUUCACGACGCUGUACCCGAAGCCGAUCAUUCUGAGUGCUGGAACAAGCUUCACUCUCCCCGUCACCUUCAGACCACUGGAGAAAAAUGUGUAUGAGGACAAGAUACUCUUUAGAACAAAUGAGGGAGAUUUUGAAGUCCCGAUUAAAGCGAUCCUACCACAGACUGAAAUAAAACUUCCAGACAUCCUGGAUUUCCAGAUGUGUGCAGCCAAAGACUCGGUCCAGUUCGAGUUUGACGUGCAGAACAUAGGUGAUGUGGAAACAUACUUGUUCUGGGACGUAAAAGAACCGUUCACCAUCCUGCCGGCAGAUGCUAAUUUACCAUUCAAAGGAAGCUGCCAGUUCAAGGCCACAUUUAAACCUACAGGUGCCAUCAUGUACAAGGCAGAAGCAGUCUGUAGAUACGGCAAGGAUGGCAAGUUGUCAAAAGUCAUCCAUUUUCAAGGGAUAGGCAAAUAUCCGCACCUCUUGGUAUCUCUUCCGGGCAGGCCUGCCAGCAGCAUGGACAAAGAAAAUCUCGAAGCUGUCAUUCAGUUCGGAACACCACCCAUCGGAACCAUGGUUACCAAAUGGGUGGAGCUUCACAAUUUGGUUCCGGUGAGAGUUCCGUUUCACGUGGAGCGUAUAGGACCUCCCAGUCGGAUUGACAUGGUGUUCAGCUGUCCACAGAAAGAAGGGAUUGUGCCCCCAAUGUCGGCCAUCAAGAUCCCUCUGCUGUUCCGCCCUAACACCGUCGGAACCACCAGCAUCGACUACUUCAACAUCGCUGCCAUUGGCAACAUCAGCAAGAGCAUCAUCAAGUGUGUUGGCUCAUCCAAAGGUCCGCAAGUGCAGCUGACGGCAAAAACCGUGAACUUCAUGCAGAUUGAUAUCGGUCAGUGCGGAACUCGCACCAUCGACAUUGUCAACAAUUCUGACAUGGACGCUACAUAUCAGUUUGUGAUAGACUGCAAUGAGAGUGUGUUCAAGUUCGACAAUGUGUCUGGUGUACUGAAACCUGAAUCCAGAAAAACACUGAUUCUGAAAUUCUACCCACAACACCCCAUCAACUACUACAGGAGGGUUACGUGUUUAGUGCACAAUCAGGAUCCACUAUUUCUCGACCUGCUGGGGACGUGUCACUCGGAAAUGGUGAAACCAGCGGUGUUGUUAGCGAAACAUGUCAGUCGGUAUCGCGUCCAUGUCGAACAGGGAUUCACGAUGUACCCCCCUGAACAACUAAAUGAACUUGUUCGAGACAGAAAGCUGGCAGUUGAUAAAUCAGGAACACUACUAAUACCAAAGACGGACAAUGCAUUAAAAACCGAGUUUGAAGGGCAGUCUCUGCAGAUUUCACCCAUGAAGGAGUACUUCAACGAUGGCUUCCAUUGUGAUGUUGUCGAUACUGUACCCCAUGUAAGCACAGACAUCAAUAUGGCCGACUUUGGAAACUGUCAAAGUUUGAAGUUUAUUGAAGACAAGACUGUAAAUUUGACCAACCACACUAAAGGAAAGAUCACAGUGCAGUGGAUGGGAGAUGCUGACCGGGUGUUUUCUGUGUUUCCCUCCACCAUGGACAUCCCUCCGCUCAAGAGCUGUUCUUUCAGGGUGUCUUUCAAACCGAACGUGCCUAACCAGUUUUUUGGAGCGGAACUGGAGUGUUUUGUGUACUACAAGAGCCUGCGAGACUACCGUCUGGUGGAAGACUCGACCUUCUGUCCUCCCUGGUGUGUCACAGUCACCUGCACUGGUCAUACGUUCAUGCCGCACAAUGAGAGCUUCCUGCCGCGAUACACGUUCGACAGUCCACAUGUUAUAUUCCCUGCCGUCAAUGCAAAGGAAUCGGCAUACCGAACAAUCUGUUUGACAAACACUGGAACGACACCGAUACAGUUUGACUUCGAAAAAGAUACAACAUGCACAUUUGCAGUGAAGCCGGCCAAGGGAUUGUUGAAAGAGAAACACCAGAUAUUUGUUGUGAAGUCGACACCAAAUGAUGUGAAGACCUACAUACAGAAACUAACUCUCAGCUUGAACGACAAUGAAAAAUACAACCAGGUUAUCCAGUUUUCUGCAUCUGCAGAGUCGGCUGAGGUACUGUUGGAUACUGACGGUGUGAUGUACUUCAAACCAACGUGUGUCGGGACCGCGUCCAGCAGGGCUUACUCCAUCCGAAACAUCUCCAGAAUACCUCUCAGGUUUGAAUGGAAACUACGGUAUGCUGAUUCUCAUCUGCUCCGAGUUCAUCCAGACUCAGGUAUCAUCCAACCAAACGAAUCACAGAGCCAGAUUUGGUCAUUUGCACCGAAGUCUCAGGAGAAGUUUGUGAUGAAGCCGAGUCUUGUUGUGUGGGGCCAGGGAUUCAGCAGCGAGUCAUCGGGGGGCAAGAAGCGACUGUUUUCGGUCCGAGCCAUUGGCCAAGGCGCUGUAGGGGAAAUAAAGGUAGAUCAGAAUUAUUUCGACUUCGGAGACAUUGUUGUGGGCAGUUCGAACAGUCACAUGCUGACGAUUUACAACAACAGCUCAUGCAGCCUGUACUAUCGCCUUCUCGUGAAUGCCACGAUUGACGGGGUUGACCCACAAGAUGCUGAACUCAAAGAUGCAGUCAAGUGUCUGGAACUGGACACAGAGGAGGGCGUGUUAGCGGCGCGGUCAAGACAGAGGAUGAUGGUUACCGUGAGACCCAUCAGUCGUGUGACGUACCAGUUUACACUGUCCUACCAGCUCCUCACACCAGAAGUUGAUGGGUCUCAGAGUUCGGCCAGUGAAGCACAACACCUGUGCCACGUUUUCGUGACGGGUGUCUACCCAGUGAUGUCGAUCACGGAUGCGCGCUGUUUCGGCAGUGCCGUCGGAAUCAGCAAGAAGCUGCUCUGGAAUCUCUUUUCUUUAGACAAGUUGAAUGUUUUCCUUGACUCUGAUCCAUCCUCGCAGGAACUGAGAUACAACAUGGCAACCAGACACAGCCAUCAAAGACGUCCCUCGGUUUAUACUCGGGCUAUCCUAGACUUCAAUUUUAGUGCAGCACCACUAGGCACUGAGGCAUGUAAUGUGACCUUGAUGUUUGAAAACACAGGAACAGUACCAACAACCUGGGCCUUUUUGUUCCCAUGUGAUCUUCAGCUGGAGUUAGAGUAUUGGUCAGAGACGGGAGAGUAUGACGAAGAUGAACUUCACGAGAUGAAGGUGAUGGACAAUGGACUGUUUAGUAUUGAACCCAAACAAGGGAAACUGGCCCCCGGAGAAUGCCGCAAGGUCACGCUGACCUACCGCCACACCAUGGCGGGAACCGACAGAUUGCCCGUCCUACUAAAACUGGCAGGAGGACGAGAAAUACUGCUGAACUUCAUUGGAGUGACUGUCGAGUCAGAAAGACGGUACAUCCACUUUCCGAGUAACAAGCACAUGUUCACCCCGGUGCCUAUCGGAGAGAAGACCAGUCCUAAACAGAUUUAUGAGCUGUACAAUGGUGGAGCAGCUCCAGUGCAGUACGAGUUUGACUUGACAUCUUUGAAAAUCAUACAACAGGAGAACUUUGACCAGCCAGUCUUUGAGUGUCUGAACCCAAGUGGUGAAAUUCUUCCUGGCCGUACAAUAUUGGUGGAGUGGAGGUUCUCACCACUGGAAGCAAAAACAUACAUGGUGGAUGUGCCUAUACGUAUCGCUGACGGUGACACGGCUGUGAUAACAUUCACCGGGGUCGGCUUCGACAAGCGUGUGAUGGGUGAUACGAUGCCGUUAACAGACCAGCCCGACUUGAGUGGUGUGCCCAGUGUACAGAGUGUCACUGUGCCAGGACAGCUGCUGUACCUGUCUCACGAGCGCGUCUCGUUUGGUAACAUGCCGCUGUACAGCAAAGCCCGACAGAUGCUCUUCUUGAUGAACCGGUCAACCAAGCGACCCGUGUCUUUUGAGUGGCAUGUUUCAAACCAGGCCGACAGCAAGGUAUUACACAUUACACCAAUACGAGGUCACCUGCAGCCAGGCGAGAUGUCCAUGUGUCGCGUGCUCUUCAUUGCCAUGGGCGAAGCAUCCUUCUAUGACCUUGACCUCAUUUGUGAGGUUACGGAUGAAUAUGAGAUGGGAGAGUACAGACGGAAGCUGAAGGAAUGGGAAGACGAAAAGGAGAGACAGAAGGUCGAAUUCAUUAUCACCGAAGAUGACUUGGAUGCAGACAAAAGAAUUCCAAAUGAAGUGGAAAUCACAAGACCAGACUCUCAUCUGUCAUCCAGGGAACGCAGCCGAGGAAGCUGUAGAUCAGAGAAGCUCACCAGAUACAAGACACUGCCGCCCAUCCAGGUGAAAUCGGCUGAUGAAGAGAAGUGUGCAGAAGAACAAAGGAAGAAAACCGAGAAGGAAUUGUGGGUGAAACCCGUACUGCCACGCCCCUUCCUUCUCCACCUCGGCUUGACGGUUCGAACCCACGACGUCGAGGAUUUCCAGAGCAACUUCCCAGACGAGUACAACAACUUCUAUAUUGACAGAGUGCUGAGUGAAAGUCAGGAGAAAUCUACUGAGAAAUCAGAGGAGAAACCUGCCACGACGUUAAGCUGUAAGCAGGCGGAGGCGAACGUAGUGGGUCUUGUGCUGAGUAACGUUCUGAGAGGUCUGCUGGACGACUCAACGUUUUGCGAGGCUGUGAAGAAAGUGAUCGUCGAACCAAUUCCCUAUUUCUGCCAGUUCCGCUCGAGUCCAGAGUCGGUGCCACCAUCAGUGAUAUCGAUGGCAUCACUGGUAUCGCCAGUGUCGCCACACCAUGCCCCACUUACGGUCGAGUUGGCCCUGGCAGGCGGGGAGGUUGCAGAGGAGACUAGUGAUGUUCAAGAAAGCCCGGAAGGCAGCGACAGUGACAGAAGAUGUCUGUCCAGUGUGAGCUUAGACUCUGGGCAGGUAAAGUCUCCAAGUGUUGGCGCGACCUCGUCGGCCCGAUCUCUUCUUGUACCGUCCUCCACAAAGUCACGGUCUGAGGUACCAGCCAAAGAGAUUUACUCAGAAACUAAGCUCAAACGGAAGAACUUCAUUAAAAAAUCACCUGACUUUGGAAACGUUGUGGAGUCCAUUUUUGAAAACACCAUCUUAAACAUCAUGGCCGAAUCCUUCGGGGGCGAGUUCAGCAUCACAUCUCGACCGCGAUUUGUUGCUCUUCCCAAGCGAUCGAACACCAGUCAGAGUGCCAAACUGAGCUUGGCACAGCUUGAACACUGAACAUCACCAUACUGCCCAGACUUGGAAGUCGGACAUCAUUCUUCAUGUUCUUUUUAUUAGGGUUACUGGUAACAACCAGCAGACACUAUUUAUCCCGAGUCUAUUGUGGUGUGCAACACAAUGAAUAACGAGUUCUUUUAAAUGUGCGAUUGAUGGUGAAAACGGUCUGUGAUAUAAAACAAAAAAAUCUUAGAAAAUUGUUGGAAAUAUUACUUAUAAAUAUGUGUGAAUUGUUAAUGGAUUGAUGUUGGAUUUUGAAAAAAGAAAAUCCGAAACAGAUUGACGUACUUUUUAAUUUGUGUUAUUUUGGACUGAUCUUAGGAAAAAAAUAAUCAGAACAGUGAGCUUCAACAGUAUUUAAAAUACAAACCGUCCUAAAACCCAGCAUUACAGCUGUUCAAGAUCAAUGUGAUAUAAACAUUAGUUAAAAAUGUACAAUAUUAUUGACAUGAUGUGUGUGAUAUGGAAUAUUUCUUAAACAUCUAUUGGUGAAAAUACUGUGCGAGAUUUAUAAUAUGACAUACCAUGUAGUAUUCUAGAAAGGCUGGAGAUCGAUUGGCUGCUCCAUCUUGACACCCUACACACCAAGUCCAAACCAUUCACUAAAAUUAACACUACUGAUACCAUUGGAUACUAAUUGUCUUACACAUGGCAGUAUUCGAUAAAUGUUGGAUAUGGAUUGGCUGCUUCACGGCAAUAACUUACACACCAAAAUGUACACUAAUGAUGCCAGUACAUACUAGUUACCUUGACCAUGGCAGAUUCAACAAACACUGGAGAUCCAUGGCGAUCACACAUACACAUUAAAAGCACAUUACAUUCCAAAACAACUUUCAGCUUAAAACCAACAUGUCUUUAAUAAUUUCAUUGGAAAUACAUGUAUUUGGUAUGAACAGUACUUUUAUUUUCAUGCAUAUGAAGAAUUAAAAAAAAUUCAGCUUCCUGUAAAUAGAGUUCCAUGAAUUGUCAAAAUGACCAGCAUUCUGAUAAUAGUUGAGGUGGGGGUCGGUUCAGCCUGGUGAAAUUCUUUCUUUAUGGAAUUUUAAUACAGGCACUAAAAUGAUAUGUUUUGUGUGUGGUGAUAAAAUGUGUCUUUUGUUACUAUAUGGAAUAAAUCUGUAAUGACAUUUGCCUUUAUGAAUAUGUAUAAAGAAAACAUUGGCCAAAAUUUAAGCAAUUCAAAGACUUGUGUGGAAAUAAAAAGAUACAAAAAACACUUAAAUUUCUUCAUAUUGAUGUGUAUUAUGUAGAGGAAAUAUUGGUAAACAAAUAGCCGAUAAUUGUGUUACUAGUUCUUUUUAAUUAUCACACCAUGUACAUCUGUAUUCAACAAAUGACAUAUAGUAUUUUAAAUAUAUAUAUAUAUAUAUAUAUAUAUAUACAGAUGUAAAUCUUGUAUAGACAACGAUAUGCGGUAAUAUGUAUGUAUAUGUUAUAUACAUGUAACUUAUUUUUGUAGAUGAAUAUCCAUCCUAUUGUACACACAUUUAUGUAUAUGUAUUAAAUCAUGAGUGAAAUGUCUUAAGUUUAAUAAAAUAUUUAAUUGUAA
Molecule: messenger RNA, 7118 nt
Organism: Gigantopelta aegis
Lineage: Eukaryota; Metazoa; Mollusca; Gastropoda; Neomphalida; Peltospiridae
Product: cilia- and flagella-associated protein 65-like
Exons: 43
Coding region: 128-5569 (1813 amino acids)
Source: RefSeq, a predicted model, not a curated record